Molecule: messenger RNA, 4451 nt
Organism: Cinara cedri
Lineage: Eukaryota; Metazoa; Arthropoda; Insecta; Hemiptera; Aphididae
Source: the annotation of a GenBank genome assembly
GUGUUAACCAUUAUUAUUCCAACGUAAUUUUGCAGUUCAUAUGUGUUUCUUCAAUCGGGUAUAAAAAUCCACGACUCGAGUUUAUCUGCGAUUGUGUCUGACUAAAACGCUCAACGAUGGCUUACAUACAAAUAUUGGCGAUUGUGCUAUGCGCUUGCAUCUUACAGGUAAUCUGAACAUCAUUAAUAUGAUUAAUACAUAAAAUUACCGACGCGCAUAAGUGUAUUACAGAAUAAUCGAAAAUUGGAAAUCAUGUAUAUACAUAAUACAUUAACACAAAUUAUAUAUAGCUAGCUGCUAGGUGUAUAAGAAUUGUCUCGCAAAUCAUUUACUUUAAAAUACUUGUUCUUUUGUACGUAGGUACAUUAUUAUAAAUCAUAAUAAAUACGUAUACAUACACAUUAUACUCUUAAAACAUUAUAUGGAUAUACAAUAACUUUUAAAAUACCAUCACGAUAUUGUAUUAUAUAUACCUACAGAGUGAUCAAUUUAACUUGGUAUUUUAAAAAGUUCCUAUUGAUUUUUCCAAAAAAAUAUUUUUUAAUAAUUUAAAAGAAAAUAUACAGGGUUUUCCACAAAAAUUGUUGGCAAUAAAACUGGCAAUAGAAUUUAGUGCUCAAUUCUUCUGCACCAAUAGACAUUUGGUGAAGAAUAUAAAGAGAGUGAAAAAUUAAGCCUUUUUGGUAAAAUUUACUUGUUAAAUUGAGACCAUGAGUUUAUCGAAUAUAGUGAGAUAAUUAUAAGUAGGCGCCUAAACGUAUAUGUUUUCUUUGUUAAUCGAUUGAAAGACAUUUGUACAAGUGAAUUACAAAAAAUAAAAUAAAAUAAAGAUAGGAUAUUUCUUGAAGGAGAUAGGGUGAGUGUUCAAAUAUAUUAUGGUUUUAAUGCUUUAUAUCAUUGUUUAUAAAAUUGAAGACUUUGUGGCAAAAACCAGACAUCUACAAUAAAUUUGUUCAGGAGAAACAAAAAAAUACUUUAAAAAAUAUUGAAAAAUUGUUUUUAAAAUGCAUUAAAUUCUGAUUCAUCUUCCACUAACACGUAUAUUUCCUUGGUGAUCUUUGACAAAAUCUAAUCUUUGAACUUUCAAAGUUAAAAAAGAGCUGAUACUGGGAACGGGAAUCCAACUAUUAUAGGUGAGAAGUAGGAAAGGUGGGAUACAUAGCUACUUAAUUUAUAUUUGUAAGCAAAGAUGUACCAUUGCUAACUAAAAAAUAUUCGGAGCGAAAUUUGGUUAUAAAUGUUUUGAAUAGACAAAUAUUUAUGAUUAUCGUUAAAAAUUAAUAUGUAUUAAAACUCGUAUAAAAAAAAAUACAUUACACUUAACUUUUUAUUUUUGACCACUAGUUACAACUUAUGAACUAAUUAAACCCCUGUUAAAUUUUCAAGAUAUUCUUUUUGGAUAAAAUUUUCUUACCAAAUAGAAAUGCUUGACAAUUUAAGAUGAGGUUUAUUAAAAAUUGUACUUCGUGGUAAAAAAAAAUGAGCAUAAUAUAGUAGUUAUUGUUUUAUAAUCGUUUUAAGCUUAACCUAACCUAUAACCUUUGAAGGUUCGUUAAGAUGGUUUAUCGUUGUUUACGACUUAUCCCGUUACUUAUAGAUAUAAAUUAAAUAGCUUUAUGUAACCUGCCUCCCGACAUCCAUCUACAGUAAUCAUAUCAUGGUUCAUCUAUAACAGUACCACCUAUCAGUAGUGUAAACUUUUUUAGACUUAAUAAUCCUAACAUAUUUUCCUGUUCUUCCAGAAUAAAAUUUAGAGACAUAAGAGACGACUAUAAUAGGUGUCUCUUAUGAAAAAUCUAAAGAAAAACCUCAAUACACGGAGAUAAGGUGUAAUGGUAUGUUUUGUUUAAAAUCGAAAGAUAAUACUUCUAUUUUUGCUAUUUUGUAUUUUAGCUUCUUCAGAUUUUUAUUUGAUAUUGAUACAAAAUCUUUAGCUUUUGAAACGUGAAAGAGUUUCUCAGUUUCUAACUUUUUUUUUAAUACUUCAUUAUACUAUUAUUAUUAGGUAUUUAUAUUUGUAUUGUUAAUAAUAGGUAUUAUAAAUAAAAUGUUUAUAAUUUAUUGAAACGAAAACGCCAAACCGCCAAAUAAUAUCAUUACCUACGAUAUAGUUCAACAAUAAUAACAAGACGUAAGCAUAAUAUGCUUCAUAUACAGAAUUACCAAAAUUCGGUGUAAGAACGAGACAUACACAGACAUGUCUUGUUGUAUCAACAAAUAAUCCAGACUUCUCCAUUUGUCCAUUUGUAUGUCUGGGGGACCUAAUGAUUGGAUUCGUCUGAUCGUUGUACCAAUUGACGUAUUUUAUUUUUAAUUAGUUGAAAAACUGAUUUUCCCCAAAAUAUGUCUAAUUGUUUCUCCCUGGAUUUCAAAUGUUCAUCAUGCCACUGCCCCUACCCAAACUUAAAAGUGGAAUAAAUAAUCGAAAAACGGAUCGUCUUGCCCUCCUGCAGAAUAUUAUUCUCUUUUUUUUUUAUAAAAAGUGCUUUUACAUUAAAACCAAAUAAAGUUAUUUCUAAUCAGGCUACGUAAACAUAUUUUAUAAUUAUAAAUUAUAAAAGCUAAAUAAAUAAUAUUUUUAAAUGGAGUCGAUGUCCUUUCAGAGUUUAAAAGGAACACGUGGAGUAAAAUUCAACCACUACCGUUAGUCCAAUUUAAAUCUUAAAUUCUUUUUGAAUAAUCGUAUAGGACCUAAAAACAAUAUAUAGAGUGAUCAAUCUAUCAUAAGAUACUCGUUAUCUCGGAAAGUAUUUAAUUUUUUCGGAAUUUGUUUUCUAGAAUAUUUUAGAAACAAGCUGCUCUAUAAUUUUUUCACUCUUAUUUUUGGGGGUAAACCACCUCCUACUUUUGAUUUGCAAAUAGCAACCUAUGUUAAAAAUGUCAUAAAUAGACGAAGGAUUAAUUAAAAUAAAUUCUGGUGUUCAAAUUUUUGAUUUCCGUCAUUUUAUUGGCGAGCUAUUCCACUUUUAAGUUUUGGUUGGGGGAGAGUGGUGGAGUAUCAUUUGUGUAGCGGUAUGGUACGCACCGUGUUAAUAAUGCACCACCACUCUCCCCCAACCAAAACUUAAAAGUGGAAUAUCUCGUCAACCUCUUUUCCUUCUAGCUCUUGAUCGAGUUUCUUCUAUCAUACCUUCAAUUAUUAAACUAUGUUAUUCAUCCUUGUAUCUCAAAGAACACCUUAUCAUUUGUCAUCUUUUCUUUAGAGUAUCCAUCAAUAUUCAUUUUUUGUUUAUUUUCUGUACAUACAUAAUAUAUAAUUCAAAUACAUCUUAAUUUGUUCUUCUUUCAAUUCAACUUAUUCUCUGCAUCUUCUUCCAACACCAAAUUUCUAAGGCUUCUAACAUAUCCUUUAUCUUUUUUGUUUAUUGUCCAUGUCAAAAGAAAAAAUAAAUAGAACUGCGUAAAUAUCGAAUUUCCACAUAAAAAUAUAACAACUAAUAUGCCAAUAAAAAUAAAUUACAUUAUUAAUUUUGUGUUCCGUUUUAGGACGCGUAUGCGCAAAAGCCGACGAUGAAAAAAUCGCCGUCUAAAAGAAUUACCGCGGUUGAUAAACCAGUAAAUUCCAAGUCACUGAAACUAGGGUCCAGCAAUAAAUACCCGAAUUUGACUAAAGUGCAAACGGACUUCUGGAAAGCUUGGAAUUAUAUAAACAACAAGAACCAAUAUGGGAAAAUGGGUACCAGGUCGGCGAGAAACAUGUUCGAACAUAUGGUGAACAAUGAAAGUUUAUGGGCAGCGUUGGUAAAAGCUAUCCAGAGAUAUAAUAAGAUGACCUACAACGAAAUAAAGGCCAAUGAGCACGUGAAACUCAGCAACAUUUUGGGUGAACUUAUGACUUCGCCGAUAGCCAAGGAAGGAGACAUACCGAUGUUUACGAUAGCGGCUAAUGAUAUGUACGAGUCAUUAGUUUACAUACAGUCAGAAACUUAUGAGGCGGCCCUGCUGAAAGCCACAAACGUUGUCAAUAGCGGUUUGGUUGACAAAUUUCUGGAUAAAACCCUACAACUUGUAAUGAAAGUCGAUCUGAAUCCCUUAAAUAUGGUCAUAUACGCCAAUAAGCUCAAAAAACUUCUGGAUUUAGGUGGAAUGAUGCAAUUGGGCGAUUUAUUUUCUAGUGGUGUUUUGGAACUUGCUGACGCGGUCAAAGAAGAAGAACCAAAAACACCCAAACCAAAAAAGCAAACAAGUAAAAGAACAGAAAACCCAAAAAGCAAACAAGUGAAUAAUCAAAACAAUAAAAACAAAAAAAAGGAUUAAUUGCUCGACUAUAAAAUACAUACAUAGGAAUAACGUGUUAUUGUUACGCGAAAUUAUAAUAAUUAUUAUAGUUAAUUAUACUAUACUGUUAAUAACGAUGUAAAAUAUUGUGUUGUUAUUGUUCUAAAGAUAACAUGUUACAUCGAUAAAAGCCCUGUGAUAUAUAUAGAUGUAUUAGAUAAUAUGUUGAUAAU